This is a messenger RNA of Rotaria sp. Silwood1, 357 nucleotides long. The record is from the annotation of a GenBank genome assembly. NCBI's taxonomy places the organism in Eukaryota, Metazoa, Rotifera, Eurotatoria, Philodinida, Philodinidae.
AUGUCAGAUGAUGUUUCUAUUCAAUUAAAUCCUCCAAUAACUUACCCAUUUUUAAUUACACGUUUUGAUGGAGCAUGUUAUUAUGGUGUUGCAUUAACUUUUUUUAAACAAUUCAAUAAUGAUGCUGGAACUUGUUCAGAAUCUUCAUCUGCAACAGCAAUUAUUUCUUUAAAUCAACUUCUUUAUCAUAUGACAAUUGAACAUGGUAUAUUAGGUUUACCGUUUGAAACUCAUUUCUAUAAUAUAUUAUAUAAAUUAUAUAUUCCAUCUUCAUCAUUGUCACAUUCAGUUCUUAAAUUUAAUGUUGGUGAAAGACAAUUAACAGUUUGGCAAACAAGUAUAUUUAUUAGAUUUUAA